Messenger RNA from Aspergillus uvarum CBS 121591, 1012 nucleotides. Its product is annotated as short-chain dehydrogenase/reductase. The coding region runs from base 1 to 930 and encodes 309 amino acids. The record is from RefSeq and is a predicted model, not a curated record. NCBI's taxonomy places the organism in Eukaryota, Fungi, Ascomycota, Eurotiomycetes, Eurotiales, Aspergillaceae. The transcript has 2 exons.
AUGGCCUUUGGAUCAACGUAUCUGCAACAAGUCCGUGCCCUUAAUCCAGAGAGCGACAUUCCAUCGCUUGCUGGCAAGGUUAUCCUGGUCACAGGGGGAAAUGUCGGUCUUGGAAAGCAAUGUGUCCUGGAAUUUGCGCGACACAGUCCCAGUCAGAUCUGGUUGGCUGCGCGUAACGCCGAGCGCGGUCAAGCAGCAGUCGACGAAAUAAGGCAGAAGGUUCCGAACGUGCCGAUCCGUUUCCUCGAGCUGGAUUUAGCCUCCUUCGACUCCAUCAAAAAAGCCGCCCAGAUAGUUCUCACGGAAUCUGACCGCCUGGAUAUUCUCAUGCUCAACGCCGGGGUUAUGGCCGUGCCGCCGGGUCUGACCAAGGACGGCUACGAGAUCGAGUUCGGCACCAACCACAUGGGACACGCCCUACUUACUAAACUACUGAUGCCGCUGUUACUCAAGACCACCGACACCGGUGCGGAUGUGCGAGUGGUCUCCAUGACCUCGACUGCGUUUAAGCAAGCGCCCAAGGAUGUUCUGGACUUUGCUCGGCUCAAAAGCACGGCUGAACAUAUGAGUGGCUUUGAACGGUACUCCCAAAGCAAGUUAGCCAAUAUUCUUUGGGCACGGUAUCUUGCCAAAGUAUAUCCCCAGUUGACCGUGGCCUCCGUUCACCCAGGCCUGGUACAGACUGAACUGAUGGAUCGAGCAAGUGAGGCGCCGGCCAUCAUGCGAGCCUUCCGCGGUGUUGCAAAAAUGAUGGCCGUUACUGUUGAGCAAGGUGCUAAGAAUCAGCUUUGGGCAUCUGUGUCUGGGGACGUGGAGAGCGGAGAGUAUUAUGAGCCAAUCGGUAUUUCAGGACAGAUCACAGACAAUGCAAAAGAUGACCAGUUAGCAGAAAAACUAUGGAAUUGGACUCAGAAGGAGCUUGAGAGCUAGACUUCGCAAUAGCCUGAUCGUGAUUUGGGUAUGUGGACUAGGGAUAAGUCUUGAUAUUAGAGCAUCGAAAUGAAAAGCCCAG